Messenger RNA from Labeo rohita (rohu), 2640 nucleotides. RefSeq names its product guanylate kinase 1a (gene guk1a). The transcript has 8 exons. The record is from RefSeq and is a predicted model, not a curated record. Gene Ontology annotation, biological process: purine nucleotide metabolic process. The coding region runs from base 383 to 979 and encodes 198 amino acids. Gene Ontology annotation, cellular component: cytosol. NCBI's taxonomy places the organism in Eukaryota, Metazoa, Chordata, Actinopteri, Cypriniformes, Cyprinidae. Gene Ontology annotation, molecular function: GMP kinase activity.
GUAUAAUUACACUGGGGACACCGUUAAAUAAAGUGUAACCUUAUUUUUAUUAAUUAUGUAAUUAUUUGAAUAAUUUAGUAGCUCAGUUGGAAAUUGCAUAAUUCACAAGUGUUGGGUGUUUUUGUUUUGUUUUCUUUUUUCAUAUGCGCUAAGCAGAAGUGUUCCCCAGUGCUGAGUCAGUAUGUUGUAAUGUUUUGAUACCAUGGCAGUAACUAGUAAAGAAGGCUGGGUUGGGUUGGACACGUUUGGUUUCCUGUGAGCUGACUGGAGCAGGAUAUUAUCUGCAGGCACACACACAAACAUUCAGAUCAUAUUGAGUGCUGUGCAUGUUUUCAGUUUCAUUUGCACGCACCGAAGUGACACUUUUACACUUGAGCAAGCGAUGGCUGGACCGAGGCCUGUGGUGAUGAGCGGACCGUCUGGAGCUGGCAAAAGCACUCUGCUAAAGAAGCUGCUUAAUGAGUUUGAUGGUGUCUUUGGCUUCAGCGUUUCCCAUACGACGCGAAACCCCCGUCCAGGAGAGGAGAACGGCAAAGACUAUCAUUAUGUUACCAGGGAAGUGAUGCAGGCGGCCAUAGCAAAUGGUGAAUUUAUCGAAAAUGCUGAAUUUUCAGGGAACAUGUAUGGAACAAGUAAAGCAGCUGUACAGGCUGUUCAAGCCAAAAAUUUGAUUUGCAUUUUGGACAUUGACAUGCAGGGAGUGAAGAACAUCAAGAGAACCGAUCUCAACCCCAUCUAUGUGUCCAUCCAGCCCCCGUCAAUGGAAAUCCUGGAAAAACGAUUAAGGGACAGAAAAACUGAAUCGGAGGAAAGUCUACAAAAACGUUUACAUGCAGCCAAAGUUGACAUGGAAAUAAGUAAAGAGCCAGGUUUAUUUGAUGUGGUGAUUAUCAAUGAUGACCUUAACAUAGCGUAUGGAAAAUUAAAAGAUGCUCUUCUUGAGGAAAUUCAAAAGGUCAGAGGCGCCAACAAAUCAUAGACGAGAGCACACCUGCGAACCACAGCGACCUCUCUCUUCACUUCCAGCUGCAGCAGAACGUCUUCAAACCUCAACAUUCCACCCAGGAAAGACUCUCUGAGGUUCAGUCAAUACUCCAACACCGCAGAAUGUCAAAUGUACUCAUCACGGUGCAGGCUAAUAUUAUAUAUUCCAGGUUUAUUUUUCGACCAUGUACGUGUUCCUGGGCUAAAGGUCAGAAAUGUGUAGAUGUGUAACCAAGAAACACUCUAAGUCCUUUUUUUUUUUUUUUUAAUGUUUCUGUUUUGAUAUUUUUCCUUUCACAUUUUUUUAUAACAAUGGAAGAGAAACAAUACAAAUAAUAGGUUUUAUAUAUCUAGCUAGCAUGUUUACUAAUUUAUUGUUUUGUUUUUUUUCUAUGCUGAUCUUUUAUAAUAACUCAGAAUUCUGUCUUUGUUGCAGUUGUAAACACAACGCAGCUUACCAUUGGCAAUAUUAAAACAUUCAGAUCUAUUAUCUGCACAUAUGAGCAGUGUCCCACACCUGCUUUCAUUCAUAUAAUUGCAUCUGAACGUCUGACGCUUCGUUUCUUAACGAAUAACUGAUGGAAAUGGUUGCGUCUCAUCCUCCGGUGUCUUGAAAUGCGUAAUCAUGAUUCGCAUACACAUUACGUGCAUGUUGCUCAGAUUACGCUUUGUAAAUAAAGGAUAAUAUUUCACUUUAAAAUGUUUUUAGUGCAAGGCAGCUUAUAAACACAGCCAUAAGUCUUUAGGUGUGUUUAGGAGACAUUAUUGAUGCUUUUAGUCUUAUACAACUGAUCUUUAGUAGAUUUAUCAAAUGUAUUCCUGUUAAAAAUUAAACGUGACCAUCAAAUAAUAUGAAAACCAAAGUAAUACAUAAUUUUAAACUAUAGAUUACAGGCACAAUUCAUUUUAUCUUCUUGCCUAAUUUUAGCUAAAUGACACCAUUAUGUUUAUUAGCAAUUAAACCAUUUAUUAUAAUAAAAGUAACAAAUUUGACCCGAUGAUUAAAAGUGAUGUCACAUGAUAAAAUACUCGUUUUCGAAUCAUGAGCAAAAUCGUGGUUCCAGGCCACCUUGUAUAAUGCAUAACAAUAGUUUUAGUGAGUUUUAAAAUGUGUUUGAAGUUUAUAUUUGUUUCUCCCGAUCUUCAAAGUACUGUAUGUUACUCAUUGUCCUUUGAGUGUGAAAACGAUGUAAUCUAAUGUAACUCGUGAUUUGUAGGCAUACAACUGAACCGUGAAUAGUUUAUCAAAAAGGUUUUCCUAAAAUGGCACAAUUUUAAAGAAUCUGAGGAAGCCAAAUGACUAGACACCAGCUGUUUGUGACAUGUAGAACGAUGCUGUGUAUGCUGCAUAUGUUGACAAGUUGACAUUGUUUAUGUUUUAUUUUAAAUAUGUUUAAAUGUCAUGCCAGGGUUUAGAUUCCAGGUCUCUAGGUCUGUCACUUACAAAUCUACAAGCCUGUUUUAGAGUUUUGUUUCAUUCCUUGGUGCAUCUUAAACAUUUCCUUGAAAGAAAUCUGUCAAGUGUGUGGUGGUGAAAUGUGAAAUCUGACAAAUGCAUUUAAUGUCUCAAAACAAUGUCUAAACCAAAUGUUUUCUUUUUUUAUUCUAUAACUAUUUACAUGUACUGUGCAAGUGUAAUAAAACUACACCAAUACA